Molecule: messenger RNA, 1080 nt
Organism: Magnusiomyces paraingens
Lineage: Eukaryota; Fungi; Ascomycota; Dipodascomycetes; Dipodascales; Dipodascaceae
Exons: 1
Coding region: 1-1080 (359 amino acids)
Source: RefSeq, a predicted model, not a curated record
AUGCUAUCACGAAGAAGACCAGCAGUCUCAGCACUCUCCAUUGAUGCUGUCAGAUGGGUCUAUAUCCCUCGUGUUCCUAGAAAAAAGCCGGCUCGGCAAGUGGUUAUUGAUAAGCCUGCAAAAUUGGCCGUCUCAAAGGCUCUUGGGCUGGACGCAGAUGUGCCUUCAUCUAAAGACUUAUUUACCACUCCUACAGGUGCUCCCACCCCAUCGUCUUUCACACCUGAGGGACUCAUGAACCAGAUUCUGCCUGUGAUUCCUUCAACAGAGAUUCAAAAUACUACCCAGCAUGCCAGCACAAAAACAGCAGGGUACGUGACGGCUGCAACGCCGUUUGCACCGCGCGACAGCGAUAUUCGCGGUGUUCUAGCGCUCGUGAUGCGCCACUGUUUCGCACUACGGUUCCUUAAUACAACCCCGCGACUCCAUCACUGCGAUCUAUUCACCGUUUGGUACUUCCCCCCAUGGCAUGUUUUGGCACUUGGCCGCAAGUCCCGGCCGGCGUUUGUGCCGCUUUUUGGGCCAGGCUCAGAGUUUAACGGUGACGCUGAAACACUGGCUAAGGCCGAACGCAAGGAACUAUUGCAACGCCGGUCCAAGAACCCAAUGUUGUAUGCGCAUGCACGUAAGUACAUGGGCCGUCUGGGUCGCAGAGCUUUGUGGCAAUCGUUCAAUGGGGCAAAACCAACGGACCGUGUAGAUGGGUUGUACUUGUUUCGGUUCCACAAGUUCCCCUGGCCCAACCCUCUGGUACCUAAAAACACUUCGGAACCCACCACGCAAACCACUGGGAUUACAAUGAGCCGUUUCCCGGAAACUCUGGGCCCGCCUUUUGCAGACAUUGAGGAUUAUCCGAGCGACGCCGAUAUUACAACCCUAGUAGCUUCAGAACAUUACACGCGGUUCGACCGAGAAAUGGAUAAAGUUGUUACAGCAGCAGCAAAGCUUGCAAAAUCUCCAAUGCCAUGGGUUGAUAAAUUCAAUAAUCGGGUAGAUUUGAGUUCCCUCAAUGAACAGAUCCUGCGCAACAAGCUUUAUCGACCUUUGCAGCCUGCGCCUGUGGGAUCCAUGAUUCGUUAG